AUGUCAGACCUACUACGUGCACUACCCAACAUCAAGAAUCAGCACAACGCACCAAAUCUCAAACCGCCAGCAAUGCCUUUGACAACAGCAGAUGAAGGCAAUUCCUCCUCUUCAGACAGUUCAGCAUCAACAAACGACAGUGUUGAUACUUUGCGUCCUUCUGAAUCUAGCAUUCCAACGCCGACACCAAACCCAUGGUCCCAAUACUUCGAGCAGGAAUUGUUUUUGGACUCAAAGAAAGAAUCUCAACAUGCAAAGUACCACGUAUAUUUGACUCCACCAAGAGAUCCAGCUAAAGGGCCUCUAUUCAUCUGUCAUCAUGGAGCUGGUGCAACUGGAAUGAGUUUCGCGUGUUUUGCUGCUGCGGUCAGGAAAGAAAUGCCUGGAGCAGGUAUCUGCAGUCUCGAGGCCAGAGAACAUGGAUCCGCCGUCUUUGCUCCUUCCAGCAAUGAGGAGAUUCUCGAUUUUAGUAUUGAGACACUGGUUGCUGAUACGCUUGCCAUGAUUGAAGGUGUCAAACAGAGGCAAGGGUGGAAGACUCUACCGCCAUCGGUAUUGAUUGGACACUCUCUAGGCGGCGCAGUUGUUACUCGCAUCGCUGCAAAUGGCACACUGGGAGCCCAAUUAGUUGGGUUUGCAGUGCUGGAUGUAGUCGAAGGUUCUGCGAUUGAGGCUUUGAUGCACAUGAAGACUUAUCUCGCCUCUCGCCCUUCAUCCUUUGCAUCCGUGGACCAAGCAAUCAAUUGGCACAUCCGCAGCCGCACAAUCAGAGACUUGGAGUCUGCGAAAGCCAGUGUACCUAGUCUUUUAGUCCCCAAAGACGAUCGCUGGAUCUGGAGGACAGACCUAGCACGCACACAGCGCUGGUGGGAAGAUUGGUUCACAGGGAUGAGUGGACUUUUCCUCAGAGGCAGAGCUGCAAAGGCUUUAGUCCUCGCAGGCACAGACAGACUGGACAAAGAACUCAUGGUGGGCCAGAUGCAAGGCAAAUUUCAGCUCACGGUCAUUCCAGAAGCCGGCCACUUCAUCCAAGAAGACGUGCCAGAAAAGACUGCACACCUCAUGAUCGAGUUCUUCAAGCGAAACGAUCGAAGCAGUCUAGUCCUGCCACCAAAAGUCUCCGAUCUGCUCGCUCAAGGCAAAAGAGUUUGA
Aureobasidium melanogenum CBS 110374 is the source of this 1152-nucleotide messenger RNA. RefSeq names its product protein phosphatase methylesterase 1. The transcript has 2 exons. Gene Ontology annotation, molecular function: protein methylesterase activity. NCBI's taxonomy places the organism in Eukaryota, Fungi, Ascomycota, Dothideomycetes, Dothideales, Saccotheciaceae. Bases 1 to 1152 code for a protein of 383 amino acids. The record is from RefSeq and is a predicted model, not a curated record. Gene Ontology annotation, biological process: protein demethylation.